This is a messenger RNA of Brachypodium distachyon (stiff brome), 2139 nucleotides long. Its product is annotated as protein FAR1-RELATED SEQUENCE 5-like. The record is from RefSeq and is a predicted model, not a curated record. Gene Ontology annotation, biological process: regulation of DNA-templated transcription. Gene Ontology annotation, molecular function: zinc ion binding. The transcript is spliced from 3 exons. NCBI's taxonomy places the organism in Eukaryota, Viridiplantae, Streptophyta, Magnoliopsida, Poales, Poaceae. The coding region runs from base 1 to 2139 and encodes 712 amino acids.
AUGGUGCCAGAAACCCCUUUGUCGCACGGAUCGAGUGGAGAAAGGGCAGUUGAUGGAGAUAACAAUGAGGAUGACGAAGAUGCUGAUGACGUGAUGUCAGCUCCUGUGAAACCAACAGUGGGCAUGAGGUUCGAUAGCAUUGCAUCAGCUAAAAAACACUAUCUGGACUAUGCAAGAUGGAACGGCUUUGGCAUAAGGAUAGAUUACCAGAGGCCUAUAAAGAGUGGCGAAACAAGCCGAGCUCAGUUCGUAUGUUACUUGGCAGGCAGGAACAAAAAAGAAAGGGAGGACCCACAUCGUCCGGAAUCAGUGGUCCCCAAAAGGAAAAGAAACAUUACAGAAAGGACUAGUUGCCAUGCAAGAAUGAAGGUAAAGCUGGAUGGUGCAACAUAUACCGCGGAGCAGUUUGAGGAAGAGCACAACCACAAUGUGUUAAAGAAAUUCGAUCUUGGCAAGUACUUGCGAUCGCACCGCCACAUGCCGAGGGAAGAGAGGGAGUUUGUGAAGCUUCUGCAUGCUUGCAACCUUCGGACAAGCCAAAUGAUGCAGAUCUUGUCAACCCUACAUGGCAAGCUGAACAAUUUGUCGUACACAAGAACAAACAUGGCCAACUUCAGAGCGGCACUGCGGAGAGAGCAUUGUUUAAUGGACAUGAAGUACACGCUCCGGUAUUUCAAAAAACUGAAGAAAGAGGAUGACGACUUCUUCUAUAGCUUCGAGCUAGACAAUGAAGAUAGGGUGAUCAACUUGUAUUGGAUAGACGUAGAAGCCAGGAGAUCAUACAAGUACUACAACGACUGCAUUUCCUUUGACAUUACAUAUCUGACAAAUAAGUACAACAUGCCGUGCGUGCCUUUCAUUGGAGUAAACAACCAUUGUCAAUCGGUUCAGUUUGGGUGUGGGUUCCUGCGAAACGAAGACACCCUCAGCUUCAUAUGGUUGUUCAAUACAUUCUUGGAAGCGAUGGAUGGGAUUGCACCCGCAAAUAUCACAACAGACCAAGACUUUGCAAUGAGGAACACGAUAUUAGAGGUUUUCCCAGAAACAAGACAUAGGAAUUGUCGCUGGCACAUUAUGAAGAAAGCGCAAGAAAAGAUGGGUGGAUUCAUGGGCAGGAACCUGGAGCGGCACGCUGAUUUUGAGGACUGCAUAAACAAUAGCUUCACACCGGCAGAAUUUGAGUUGAAGUGGGGCGCAAUGAUUGAGAAAUAUCAAGUGCAAGAUAAUGAGGACCUAUCAUCUCUAUGGGAAAACCGGACAAGUUGGGUGCCUGCAUACUUCAUGCUCAGUUUCUACCCUUUUUUGCAGUCCACGCAGCGGAGCGAGGGGUUCAAUGCCGUGUUAAAAAGAUAUGUCAGCCCCAGCAAUUCAAUAUACGACUUUGCGCAGCAAUACUCGGCUCUGCAAGAGAAGAUACUAGGAGUAGAGAGGCAAGCUGAGGCUGAAACGGCGCUCACCGUGCCGAAGAAAUGGGGGUUCAGCCCGAUAGAGGAACAGGUGAAGUUGGAGAAGCUACAAAUGACAUCCUCGUACCAUUGCGCGCGGACUGGGCAGAACACAUUUGAGGCCAUUUCGAUGACCUGCCAUUCCGGACAGUACGACGCAAGGACAUUCAGGUUGGCUGCUGAUAUAGAGGCAGGCAUGUACUCUUGUGAAUGUUGCAAGUUUGAUAGGGAUGGGAUCGUGUGCUGCCACAUCCUGAGAGUUAUGCAGCAGGAAGGCGUCAGGGUCCUGCCGCAGCACUACAUCCUCAAGAGGUGGACGUGGAACGCAGAUGCCGCACUCGGGCUGCACGGCACGCAGCAGCUAAACCCCGCGCAACAGGAGAUGCCAGAGAAUUCUAGGAAGCUGAUGCGCUAUGCAACAAUGAAAAGGGGUUUUGGUGACAUUGCCAAAGAGGCUUGUGAUGAUCAAGAUGCAGUUAGGAUAGUAGAGAGGCACAUGAAAGCAAUGAGAAGCGAGAUGGCUUCACUGAGGAAGAGGCAAGAAAAAGAUGCGAGAGCAAAAGAAGCGAUUGCGUUCGUGGGGGUGAUGCCGUUGGUGGCGCUGUUCCGCCACUACUUCUACCCGAGGGUGGAGAAGAAGACAUCUCUGUCCUCGGGCGUGCUGUUCCACUUCCGCGACCGGCUCAAAUCAUAA